AUGCGCCGACAACUCACCAAAAGAGCAUGUGACGAGUGCAUAUCUCGCAAGGUGAAGUGCAGCGGCUCCUGGCCUUGCGAUACUUGCCAGAAAGCGCCCAAGGAGGUAGACUGCACGUACCUCAAGCCACCGGGAAGGAGGGGACCUAAAGUGCGACGACGUACCAACAAGGGCAGGUCCGCCAGUGAUGGAUCGAUUGGCCAUGUUCAUACGGAGGAAGCUGCUAUAAGAGCCCAUCCGGUCGAGAAUCGUCCGGUAAAUCAUGCUGCCGUUCAUGCUGAUGCUGAGGGUGAUGAGUCCCUGUCUGCGUGGGGCUGGAGAAAGGAGACAUGCAUUCCCAUAACGAUACUGGUCUAUAUCGUGCGCCUGUACCAGACUUUCUCGCACAGUGUUUGGCCGGUGGUCAACGCAGAUGCGCUUUUGCAACAGUUGGAGGACGGCACCCACGAUGCGCAGACGCUUUGCUUAGCGCUGGCGCUGUGUGCCGCGACGAUGGCACAAUUGCAGCUUGCUCCCUUGGCCGGCGGCGAUAACCAGACCGUGGACAGUGGCCUGCUCAAAUUGGAGUGUAUGCGACUUCGGGAGCGGAGUGAUUACAGGGAGAACCUCGACGCCAAGGGUGUGCUUGUUUCGUUCUUUCUGCAUGUGUAUCAUGCAAAGAUUAACCAGCGGAAGUCGGCUAUGCUGUUUAUACAGGAGGCUAUCGCGAGCGGGAGACUUUUAGGAUUGGACACGAAAGAUCGGAAUGUUGCCUUUACCGACGGUGUUGUUGCAAAUGAGGAGAUUUUGUUUCUGUUGCUGUGGGUGUCUGAGAGAGGAUAUGCUAUGCAUCUUGGUGUGAGGCCUUCAUAUAAUGAUCCAGUUGAGCUUCCAGACGCAGCACAUUUGGCAAUGAACACUCAUGCGCGGGGGUUACUCGAGCUUUUCAAACUCUUUGUCACAUUCGACAAGAUUCAAACACGACGAUGCACUAGGUCCAACUCGGCUCAAGCUCUAUCUGUAGCUAGUCUAGCUGAAACAGAAGCAGCACUGUCGGCUCUAGCCUUUAACUCAGAUCAGGCAUCCACACGGCUGGCGGAUUGUUACAUCACCAGAGAAUGGAUGAAAACUAUUGUCUGGCAGGAAGCACUAUCUCAGCGUCUGCUAUCUUCAACAUCUACCACCGAGGUGAUGACCUUUCGAUUCCCUGCAGUUGUCGGUCGUGAUCUGUUGAUGUCCCUGCAAGGACUGACAGAGACAGACUUGCUGCCCUUGGGUCGAGACCAGCUAUUGAAGUGUUUUGAGGUUGCCAACUCUCUGGCAGAUAUCGUCAUCUAUACUCCUCCAAGGUCGUUUUCGAAUGCCCUACAGGCCGGGCCUCAAGACCUCCUACACGCUUUAUAUCAGAAGAUUCUGCCCUUUCUGGAGCAGGAUCCGGUGCUGAAAUCAAUUCUUCGUGCGAAAACAGCCGAGGCUUUGGUGAUGGCCCCUGCUCGUUUGGGUGUCGGGCUUGUUACCAGGCCAGAUGUGGAAGAGGAGAAUAUCUCAGACUAUUCUUUGACCGCUGCAAGCUGA
Molecule: messenger RNA, 1554 nt
Organism: Aspergillus thermomutatus
Lineage: Eukaryota; Fungi; Ascomycota; Eurotiomycetes; Eurotiales; Aspergillaceae
Product: putative C6 transcription factor
Exons: 3
Coding region: 1-1554 (517 amino acids)
Biological process (GO): regulation of DNA-templated transcription
Molecular function (GO): DNA-binding transcription factor activity, RNA polymerase II-specific; zinc ion binding
Source: RefSeq, a predicted model, not a curated record